UUGUAAACAAACUGCUCGCACGUAAUCUGAUUGUCCGCACGCCAAAGAAAGUGAACCGAUCUUCGAAGCCCGGCAACAUGUUCCUUACCAAUCUUCUGCUGAAAAAGGCCAAGAGCAAGAAUGUCCUCGUGCUGAUGGAGAGUGCUGUUAGUGGCCACCAGUUCACCACCAUCCGGGAGCGUUUGGCGGAAAAAGUGGAAAUGUUGCGCUUCGACCCGUACAUUCAAAAAACCUCUCUGUAUCGAGAGCGUAAACGCUUGCGGAGCUUAAACUGAACUGGGGGACGUGGCGUGCUAGACAUCGUCGCAUUUGGUGCUGAUGCUGAUUGUUUGCUUUUUAGUCCUAGUUUAAAUAAAUAACUUAAACACAAAACUACAGGUACUCUUGCCACGUCCAGUGAUCUUCUGCAUGAAUACGUCAAUCGAAUCGAACGGCUGUUUUACGUACCUUCAUUCGUAGUUCCAGAAUUACUGCCUUGUCAUUCGUUUAGCCCGGCCAAAUUGUUUCCGGUUCCGUGCGAACGUGAUCGAGUUAGUUAAAGACCAUUCAAAGUAGGCUUUGAGCGAAACUAUUCACUAUGAGCCGGAGCCAUGAGAAUGAUUGUUUUCCGUUUACAGAAUCAUCAGUUACCUAUUGGUUCCAUAAUCCGCAUAGGAGAACGCAGAACGAAACGACAACUGAUUGACACCGCAGUGUUCAAAACUGGUUGAUAUUUGUUUUCCGUUGGGGUUUUUAUUGAUCAUUUUUUGUUUGUUUGCUUGACUAAAGAAUAAAAUACUUCAUGUCAUAAUGCAUAACUUUGGAGUUUCCUGCAGAUACUGCUCCUGUACACCUAUAUGGCCUUUCUUUGCUACGCUGCUUUUGUCACUUUUCACGGGCGUACGAUUUCGGUCGGGUUUGCU
Anopheles cruzii is the source of this 902-nucleotide messenger RNA. RefSeq names its product 39S ribosomal protein L33, mitochondrial (gene mRpL33). The transcript is spliced from 3 exons. The record is from RefSeq and is a predicted model, not a curated record. Lineage: Eukaryota; Metazoa; Arthropoda; Insecta; Diptera; Culicidae. Gene Ontology annotation, biological process: translation. The coding region runs from base 78 to 275 and encodes 65 amino acids. Gene Ontology annotation, cellular component: mitochondrion.